AUGCCUUCCAAGAUCCAAGUCGCUGCUCUUCUCGGAGCCCUUGCCUCCUCGGUCAAGGCCCACGGCCAUCUCGCCGGCAUCAAGGUCGACGGCCAGGCCUAUACUGCCUAUGAUCCUUCCUUCCAGUACCAGAAACCUUCUCCCGAAGUUAUCGAGUGGUCAUGCCCGGAGUGCCUUGACAAUGGCUUCGUAUCCCCUGACAUGUUUAAGGACGUGACGAAGAUUGCUUGCCACAAGGAUGCUACUGCCGGUGCGAAGGUUGCAAAGGUCAAGGCUGGCGGCACCAUCGACAUUCAGUGGACGGCUUGGCCAGCUUCUCAUGUCGGACCUGUCCUCGACUACCUCGCAAAGGUCGACGAUGCAACCAAGGCCACUUCCAAAGACCUGAGCUUUUUCAAGAUCGACCAAGCCGGCUAUGAGAAUGGCCAGUGGGCUGCUUCCAAGCUCAUCGCCAACAACCAGACCUGGACGGUGACCAUUCCGGAGAGCAUUGCAUCUGGUCAAUACGUCUUGCGUCACGAGAUCAUUGCUCUUCACUCCGCCGGGCAGGAGAAUGGUGCUCAGAGCUACCCCAAGUGCAUCAACAUCGAGGUCGAAGGCUCCGGCACGGCAACACCCGCAGGAGUGACAGCCGACAAGUUGUACACUCCCGAUGACGCUGGCAUCAAAGUCAGCAUCUACUCAGGCGACAUGAGCAGCUACAAGCCUCCUGGCCCCGCACUCUUCAGCGGCGCCAGCUCUGGCUCUGGAUCCUCACCCGCAGGUGGUUCCGGCUCUUCUACUCCUGCUACUCCCGCUUCAAGCAGCGCUCCAUCUACCACUUCCGCGCCUGCCAAAGCUGCUUCUGCUACUCCUAAGGCGUCUACUGCACCGUCUGCAGGAUCCGGUUCCAGCCUACCCAAAGAAUUCACUAUCGACACCUUCAUUGCGUGGCUCGAGAAGGCUGCGGGCUCUUCGUCUUCGUCUUCUGGAUCCAAGCCUUCGUCUUCAGGAUCCAAGUCUUCGUCGGAUGGUUAUAAGCUGCGCCGCCACCCGCGUGCUUUCUGGAACUAA
Molecule: messenger RNA, 1053 nt
Organism: Parastagonospora nodorum SN15
Lineage: Eukaryota; Fungi; Ascomycota; Dothideomycetes; Pleosporales; Phaeosphaeriaceae
Exons: 3
Coding region: 1-1053 (350 amino acids)
Source: RefSeq, a predicted model, not a curated record